GUUGGCAUUCCUAAGAUCAAUGUUUUUAAAGAAACGUCUAAAAUGGAGGAACCAACGCAGUUGCUACAAUUUUUAAUGUGUUUAUUUCUUUUUAACUGGAAUUCGUUUGGGUCUGCUACCGAACUUGAUGAUUAUAGUGAUAGACCAGAAUUUAAAAUAGAAGGAAAGGUUUUUGUAGCAUCAAAAGAUAAAGAGUGGACGUACAAUUCCAGAGUUGUAGUUGAUGGGGGUGAAUAUUUGGGUUUUGUCAGGACUGAUGGUUCAUUUGUUGUCCAUGGCGUCCCAUCAGGCUCGUACAUUGUUGAAGUGAUCAAUCCUAACUAUCUCUUUGAAGCAAUUAGGGUAGAUAUCACCUCCAAAGGAAAGAUAAGAGCUCGACGAGUAAAUUUUUUACAGCCCAGCAAUGUAAAAACUGUAAACUAUCCUCUAGAGUUCAGGGAACGUGGUCAGCCGAAUUACUUUCAAAAGAGAGAGCAGUGGCGGUUAACAGAUUUCUUAUUUAAUCCAAUGGUAUUAACAAUGAUUGUGCCUCUGCUUUUAAUAAUGGUGCUACCUAAGUUAAUGAAUGCUGCAGAUCCAGACACACAGAAGGAAAUGCAGAAUCAAAUGAAUGCCUUAAAUAAAGGUCCUAGUCUUCCUGAUGCUUCAGAGUUAAUGUCCUCUUGGUUUUCUGGGGGCUCCUCAAAGAAGGCUGUGAAACCAAAAGCAUCAGCGUCUAGCAAGCGGAAAUAACAGUUUGAAUGGGAACGCUGUAUUGUGUGAAAGCAUGCAUGUAAUAGGUGGACAUGAAUGGAUGUCUGUUAACUUAACUUGUAUGGAGUGUAUUGGAUGUUUGGUUUUGUUCUGACUAGUGUGAUACAUUCUCUCCUAGUACUUUUCAAUCUUUCUGUUCUCAUUUAUGUAAUCGGGUUAUUUUUUUUUUUAGUGUUUUAAUCACUCUGUUUUUUAUUUUUAAUCUUUGCCUUUCUUGAGUGUAUUUUUUAGAUAAGAGUAAUUAUGUCCAUGUAAAAUACUGUCUCUUUACACAUGAUGAAGAUUUUGUCUGCUUUUCUUUUACUGAUAUAAAAAAACAUUUAUAAUUUGAGCGAGUUCUCUACAAAAUAUUUUUACAAUGUAAUUUUUUAAGAUUAUCCCUUUAGUAUUAGUCGUAAUUCUAAAAUACCAUUACAGUCAGAAGUCUGUUGAUUUUGUUUCUUUUGAAGAUUUUUUUUUUAUUGGGAGUCAAAUCCUAAAAUUUAAUAUCACUUUGUAUUAUUUAUAUUAGUUCUUUUUAUUGACUUUAAGAUUAACAUUAUUCACAUUGUGUACACAACAAAUUGAAUUAGUUUUAUCUAAUAACUCCCUUGGUAUGAAACCUAUUGUGAUAACAAUAUUUCAUGUGUCUGUCAUUUCCAAAUAGAACUUAAAAAAAAAAAACCUGAUUGGCCUGACACAUUCCUGCAGAUAUUUUAUGGUAUUAUUAAUGCAGUUCCAAAAAACUUUCCAAUGACUUGACUUUGUGUCCUGGCUUCAUGCUACAUUGACCUAUGAGCGAUGGUGAAACUAUUCCAUUAAUUUUCUAUAAAUCAGUUUGAGCACUUUGUACACACAUUGUUUGUUUACAACAUAAUUCAAUAUUUCAUACACACUUUGUGUACAUUCUUGAACACGUUUGUGUUUGGUAUAGUUUCCUGUGGGCAGACCUUUUUACAUAGUAGAAAUAAAUCCAACAUUUAUUUUCCUGUUGUACUUUCAUGUGUCUAGUGUCACUAAUAAUUUAGGUGAAUUAAAAGAGAAACUUGUUUCUUUGGCCAAAACAUGAUGAUAUUGUGACCAGCACAGCUAUAAUUGGCCAACAGGUAUCUGCUAAAGCUAGAUGGACUCAUAGAUAAAGGGUUUGUUUAGAAAUCUCCAAGUCUCUCUAGAUUAGGGGAUACAAAUUCAGUUUGUAACUGGUGAUACUUUCACACUGUAUGUUGUUCUACAAAGUCAAAUAAAUAAAUACAUUGAGAACAUU
Messenger RNA from Biomphalaria glabrata, 1996 nucleotides. Its product is annotated as ER membrane protein complex subunit 7-like. NCBI's taxonomy places the organism in Eukaryota, Metazoa, Mollusca, Gastropoda, Planorbidae. The transcript is spliced from 4 exons. Gene Ontology annotation, cellular component: EMC complex. The record is from RefSeq and is a predicted model, not a curated record. The coding region runs from base 43 to 732 and encodes 229 amino acids. Gene Ontology annotation, molecular function: carbohydrate binding.